Messenger RNA from Drosophila grimshawi, 1352 nucleotides. RefSeq names its product aurora kinase B (gene aurB). NCBI's taxonomy places the organism in Eukaryota, Metazoa, Arthropoda, Insecta, Diptera, Drosophilidae. The transcript has 3 exons. Gene Ontology annotation, molecular function: ATP binding; protein kinase activity. The coding region runs from base 296 to 1291 and encodes 331 amino acids. Gene Ontology annotation, cellular component: chromosome passenger complex; spindle microtubule; spindle midzone. Gene Ontology annotation, biological process: regulation of cytokinesis; mitotic spindle organization; protein phosphorylation. The record is from RefSeq and is a predicted model, not a curated record.
CACAACAACGAUUUGAUCUGACUGUCGAUAUCACAGCUGCAAAGUUGAAAUUAAGAGCAAUCGAAUAACCAUCGCAUUGCGCAUAUAUACGAAAAGAAACAUUGUUGUGUUAUCGAUAAGGCCGCAACACACCUAAAGUAUCGAGUACUAAAUGAUAUGGAAUGAGUAGCAUCGAGCAAACAAGAAGACAUUCGAAAAAACGCGCAAAUAACUGUGAUGCUCCAUAUUGAAAAUCGCGAAAAGUUGAUUCAUUCUGGAAAAGAUUGCACCAAAGUUAAUUGAAAAUAGCUACAACAUGUCGCAAUUUCGCACCAAGCAUGCAACGCGAACACAUUUGCCACAUUUAAUGAGCAAUGUACCCGAUGAACAUCAGGAGCCAAUAAAAAAAAUGUGCCUCAAGAUGAUGUCCCAUGAUGCCUACGGCAAACCCUAUGAGUGGACUUCACGGGAUUUCGAAAUGGGCGCACCACUGGGUCGAGGCAAAUUUGGUCGGGUGUAUCUGGCGAGGGAGCGUCACUCUCACUUCAUAGUGGCCAUGAAGGUGAUGUUCAAGGAGGAGGUGCGCAAGGGCAACGUGCAGCGUCAAGUGCUGCGCGAAAUUGAAAUACAGUCGCGUCUGAAGCAUCCCAACAUAUUGCGCCUGUUGACCUGGUUCCAUGACGAUUCGCGCAUCUAUUUGGCCCUAGAAAUCGCAUCAGAAGGCGAACUGUUCAAGCAUCUGCGUAAUGCGCCCAAUCAUCGCUUUGAUGAGCCUCGCGCUGCCAAGUACACCUAUCAGGUGGCCAACGCCCUCAAUUAUUGCCAUCUCAAUAAUGUCAUACAUCGUGAUUUGAAGCCAGAAAAUAUUCUGCUAACAAGCACCGAUGAUUUGAAGCUAGCCGAUUUUGGCUGGUCCGCGCAUACGCCAAAUAAUAAGCGGAAAACGUUGUGCGGCACCUUGGAUUAUCUGCCGCCCGAAAUGGUCGAUGGACACUCCUACGAUGAUAGCGUUGAUCAGUGGUGUCUGGGCAUAUUGUGCUAUGAGUUCGUCGUGGGUAAUCCACCGUUUGAGUCGAGCAACUCGGAGAUAACCUAUGAGAAAAUCAGACGCUUAGAUGUACACUAUCCAUCGUACUUGUCGUCGGGCGCCAAAGAAAUCAUUGCAGGCUUGUUGCGUCGAAAGAGUCAGGGCCGUGUCAGCUUGGUGGAUGUGAUGACGAAUCAGUGGAUUAAGGAUGGCAUGGCCAAGCGUGCUGCCCAAUUGCAGCAACAUUUCAACGAUGGCUGCAAGGAAAAUCUAGCCAGAAACUGAUGGCAUAUGAAUAUCGUUGCGUUUGUAAAUUAAAUAAAAACAAAUCAAAAAAGCACUAACA